AUGGAUAUCACGAGGUUAGACGCCAGCAGCCAAAAUCUUACCUGGAAACAAGGUUCUAAUGAUCUUGACUCAGGUCAGAGGACAAUCGUAUUUGCAUUUUUUUUGUUCGCUUCUGUUGUUGGUUUGGUGGGAAACCUUAUCGUGUUUUGGUACCUUUGCUUCAAGAUCCAGAGGAACAAAUAUACCAUUUAUAUUAACAAUCUGUCAGCGGCUGACGCCCUCUUAGAAACGGUCGCUGUUAUAAUUUUGAUGGUCAACAUCAAUACGUUCAAUGGUCCAAAUCCAGAAUUUAAUGGGAAACAGUCUUUUGUUUUAUCCUUGACUAUAUUGUACUACGCCAUGAUCUACACUGGAAUGUUUCUCCUCACAGCCAUCAGUACGGAAAGGUGUGUUUCGGCCCUGUUCCCCAUUUGGAAUACUGUUCGUCGCCCCCGGCAUUUGUCCACCAUCAUGUGCUGCUUUGCGUGGGCCAUCGGAAGUCUGGAAAGCCUCCUUCAGCAUUUUGUGUGCGGAACUGAAAACACGGGAAAGUGUUUGCCCAUCGGGGUGCUUAAUUUUGUUUUAGCCAUUGGGAUCUGCCUGCCGCUCAUGGUCAUUUCCAGUCUCAUCCUGCUCAUCAAAAUAAAGAGGACCUUCCGGCAGCGGUACCCGCCGAAACUCUACAUUAUCAUCAUUGUAGCGGCUGUUGUGUUCACGUUAUCCGUUCUGCCAUUAAACACUGUACGGUUUUUAUUAUACUGCAACCUGACGGCAGACAAAAACACACUGCACAAAAUGGUCACUGUUACUGAAUUUUGGAUGAUAGUAAACAGUGCAAUCAACCCCUGUAUUUAUUUCCUUGUGGGGAGAAGGUGGAACCGGUGUACCUGCUACUCAAUAAAGGAUACCCUGAAUAGAGCCUUCACUGUAGACAUUAACGAUUGA
Messenger RNA from Nanorana parkeri, 924 nucleotides. RefSeq names its product mas-related G-protein coupled receptor member H-like. The record is from RefSeq and is a predicted model, not a curated record. Bases 1 to 924 code for a protein of 307 amino acids. Gene Ontology annotation, cellular component: membrane. Gene Ontology annotation, biological process: G protein-coupled receptor signaling pathway. Gene Ontology annotation, molecular function: G protein-coupled receptor activity. NCBI's taxonomy places the organism in Eukaryota, Metazoa, Chordata, Amphibia, Anura, Dicroglossidae. The transcript has a single exon.